GCAUCCCGCCCGGUGCCUUCCGCACACAGCCAGUCCCGGACCUGCGUGGAGCCCGCAGCCACGCCACUGGCCAGGCAGCGGCUCGAGGACAGCGCGAUGUCGCGGAUUUGGCGGUGAGAGCGCGGUGAGGAGGCGGCGGGUUGCAGGUGGAUCUGGGCUGGGUGCCCAAGGUGCGCGUCCCGCGGGCGGGCCAGGCAGCGGCUCGGCGCGGCGGCGUCCCGCCGAGGAGAACAGUUCUUUAUAAGGAGCCAAAGUUUUUUCAGAGACGCAUUUUAAUUCUUUGAGCCAAAGAGAUCUUCGAUCAAGGAACAGACUUUAACCCAGGACACAGAACCUCACUUGUCAGCAGUAAUCUCCGGGAAGAGGGGAGAAGACUGGCAGAAAUUUUUUUUUUUUUGAAGUAACGAGCCUUGCCGGUGACAGUCGCCUGUGCACACAGCAUUGAUGAAGUGCGCCUUCAGAUGGACAAAGCCCUGGGCCACAGAUCUCUGGUCACUUACCCUUGUUAUUUUUUCUGUACAACAUGUAUAUGGGACUGGAAAGAAAUACCUGGGUCCUUGCGGAGGAAGAGAUUGCGCUGUUUGCCAGUGCUUUCCUGCAAAGGGGUCUCGGGGUCAGCCAGGACUACCAGGGCCACAGGGUCCAAUUGGACCUCUGGGACCCCCAGGACCAAUUGGGAUUCCAGGAGAAAAAGGAAUGAAAGGGGACAGUGGUCCUCCUGGAACAGCAGGGGACAAAGGUGAUAAGGGUCCAACUGGUGUUCCUGGAUUUCCAGGUUUGGACGGCAUACCUGGGCACCCAGGGCUUCCCGGACCCAGAGGCCAACCUGGCGUGGAUGGCUACAACGGCUCAAGAGGUGACCCUGGGUUUCCUGGAGGAAGAGGAGCUCCUGGCCCAGGAGGCUCCCUAGGCCCUCCUGGGGAGAAAGGAGAAAAAGGAAAUUCAGUAUUCAUUUUAGGUGCCAUUAAAGGUAUGCAGGGAGACAGUGGGGACCCGGGACCGCCUGGCCUACCAGGAUCUUGGGGUACAAGAGGACCAGCGGGCCCCAUGGGAUAUCCCGGAGAGCCGGGGUUAGCAGGACCUCCAGGCCAUCCUGGGAGCCCGGGUUUGAAGGGUAAUCCUGGUAUGGGAGUCAAAGGGCAAAUGGGCGACCCGGGUGAAAUUGGCCAUCAAGGUUUUCCUGGACCUACCCUGUUGUUAGAACCACCUGAUUUUUGUCUCUAUAAAGGAGAAAAGGGUAUAAAAGGAAGUCCUGGAGUGAUUGGACCGCCAGGACCGCCAGGACCCAGGGGAGAACCUGGUAUUGGAGCAAAAGGAGAGAAAGGAAUUCCUGGAUUCCCAGGGCCUCGGGGUGACCCUGGUUCCCAUGGCUCUCCAGGUUUUCCGGGAUCGAAGGGAGUACCAGGAUUGGCUGGGGAUCCUGGGCCUUUUGGAUUUCUUGGGCCAAAGGGGGAUCUCGGAGACCGUGGGCACCCAGGACCACCUGGCGUUUUGGUAACUCCUCCUCCUCUUCUGAAAGGUCCCCCAGGGGACCCAGGGUUACCUGGCUCCUGUGGAGAAACAGGUGCUGUUGGACCACCUGGCCCCCCAGGGCCCCCGGGAAGACCAGGGGAAGCCUGUGCAGGCACCGUAGGACCCCGGGGGCCACAAGGGAUUCCUGGUCGUCCAGGGAUUCCAGGGGCACCUGGUGUUCCUGGGAAACCUGAUUCUGCUCCAGGAAAACCUGGGAAGCCAGGACCACCCGGCCUGCCUGGAGCACCAGGACUGCAGGGACUCCCAGGAUCAGAUGUGAUAUAUUGUAGUCCUGGGCUCCCUGGACCAAAAGGAAUGAAAGGCAAAGUGGGUCCUCCAGGAGGAAGAGGCUCAAAAGGGGAAAAAGGAAAUGAAGGUCCCUGUGCCUGCAAACCUGCACCCAUGGGCCCCCCUGGGCCACCAGGACUUCCCGGGAGGCCGGGGAGUAAAGGAGACUUGGGAAUUCCUGGCUGGCUUGGAGAAAAGGGUGACCCAGGCCUUCCUGGUGCUAAAGGCUCUCCAGGGCUACCAGGAAAACCUGGUGCCUCAGGACUACCUGGCAACAAAGGAGGAAAGGGUGACCCCGUCGUACCAAGAGUUAAAGGGCACAAAGGAGAAAGAGGCCCUGAUGGACCCCCAGGAUUUCCAGGGCAGCCGGGACGACAUGGUCAGGAUGGGCAUGCCGGAGAGAAAGGAGACCCAGGGCCCCCGGGGGAUCAUGAAGACGCAGCUCCAGGUUACAAAGGGCUUCCUGGGCCACCAGGCCCCCCAGGCAGAGCAGGACCUGCUGGGACCCCAGGACUGGGAUUUCCUGGUCCUCCAGGACAAAGAGGACAACCCGGUGUCCCUGGCCACCCGGGUGUGAGGGGCCCUGACGGCUUAAAGGGUCAGAAAGGCGACACCAUUUCUUGUAAUGUAUCCUAUCCAGGGAGGCCGGGCCCUCCAGGUGUUGAUGGGCCUCCAGGUCCAAAGGGAUUACCAGGUCCCUGGGGAGCUCCUGGGCUGAAAGGUUCAGAUGGACCCAAAGGGCGGCGUGGUCAGCCAGGAACAUCGGAAAUACCAGGUCCACCCGGUUUUCGUGGUGAUAUGGGAGAUCCAGGCUUUGCAGGUGGAAGGGGGUCUUCCCCUAGUGGGCCCCCAGGCCCUCCCGGGGCACCUGGAAUGAAUGGCCAGAAAGGAAUCCCAGGAGACUCUGCAUUUGGUCACCCAGGACCCCCGGGAAAGAGGGGUCCUUCAGGAGUGCCAGGGACAAAAGGCCAGAAAGGUGACCCAGGAUGCCCAGGGGCUGAAGGGCCACCUGGUGUUCCCGGACUCCCAGGUCUCAAAGGUCCCAAAGGCAAAGAGGGGAGCCCUGGGUUUCCAGGUAUCCCAGGUCCACCUGGCCAUUCCUGUGGAAGAGGUGCUCCAGGGACACCAGGGCAACCAGGACUCCCUGGGGCUCCAGGUAGCCCAGGUAUCCCGGGUAAGAAAGGACAGCCAGGAGACAUGGGCCCCCCUGGACCAGCUGGAAUGAAGGGCCUCCCUGGACUCCCGGGACUGCCAGGGGCAGGUGGACUCGCGGGACCGCCAGGAAUCCCAGGCCCCCCUGGGGACGCCGGAUUCCCUGGUUUUCCAGGCCUUAAGGGACUCCAGGGGCUGUCUGGUUUCCGGGGUUUUCCUGGAGAGAGAGGAAAGCCGGGCCCAGAUGGGCAGCCAGGCCAAAAGGGCGAACGCGGAGGGACGGGCUGGCCUGGCUUUCCGGGAGACCCGGGAGUGAGAGGGGCCAAAGGAGCCAGGGGCCCUCCUGGAGAUGAAGGAGAAAUGGCGAUCAUUUCUAAAAAGGGGAAACCCGGGGAACCUGGACCUCCUGGAGAUGAUGGACUCCCCGGAGAACAAGGUGACAGAGGAAGUCCCAGUGUGCAGGGAGGAAGAGGAGAGCCGGGAAGUCCCGGACCACCGGGAGUCCACAGGGGGGAACCUGGUGAAGAUGGACAGCCAGGCCCUCCUGGACCCCCCGGACCCCCAGGCUCACCUGGAAUAAGAGGAAUCACUGGUUUUCCAGGAUUUCCAGGUGACCAGGGUGAGCCAGGUUCUCCAGGCCCCCCUGGAUUUCCAGGAAGUAAUGGAGCAAGAGGACCUAAAGGAAACAAAGGUGACCCUGCCAGUCAGUGUGGUCCACCUGGUCCAAAGGGUGAGCCAGGUAGCCCUGGAUGUCCAGGGCAUUUUGGCGUCCCCGGAGAGAAGGGCUUGCCUGGUGUUCCAGGGCCCAGAGGACCCCCUGGAAGGUCAGGACUGCCGGGCUCCUCUGGACCACCCGGGUGUCCAGGUGAUCGGGGGAUGCCUGGGAUGAAGGGACAUCCAGGAGAAAUGGGGGACCCUGGGCCAAGAGGCCUCCUGGGGGACCCUGGGAUACCAGGUCCUCCAGGAGUAAAAGGUCCCUCUGGGUCACCUGGCCUGGAUGGCUUGCAUGGUUUGAAGGGUCAGAAAGGAGCCAAAGGUGCUUCAGGUUUGCAUGAUAUGGGCCCACCUGGGCCAAUGGGAAUACCUGGGCCAAAAGGAGAGAUAGGAGACCCUGGGAGCCCAGGAAUCUCUCCUCCAGGACCUUUUGGAGAAAAAGGUCUCCCAGGCCCCCCAGGGAGACCAGGACUACCUGGCCCUGCUGGUGCCAGAGGCGGAGCUCCUAAGGGUGUCGUUCCUCAGCCAGGUCCACCUGGAGAUCGAGGACCUCCUGGCCCUGAUGGCCCACAAGGAGCACCUGGGCCCCCAGGCCCCCCUGGGAGUGUUGACUUUCUGAAAGGGGAUCCAGGUGACUGUGGUCUGCCGGGGCCACCAGGUCCCCCAGGUCCACCAGGCUCUCCAGGGUCCAAAGGCUUUCCAGGAUGUGAUGGAACUGAUGGCCGGAAAGGACCAAUGGGAUUUCCAGGGCCCCAGGGGCCACAAGGACUUCCUGGGCCACCUGGAGAGAAGGGUCUACCUGGACUUCCUGGCAGAAAAGGGCCCACGGGUCCUCCAGGUGAACCUGGGCCACCUGCAGAUGUGGACGACUGCCCCCGAAUCCCAGGGCUUCCUGGGGUACCCGGCCCACGAGGACCAGAAGGAGGCAUGGGGCUCCCUGGACCGCGAGGCCCCCCAGGAUCAGGGUGCAAAGGAGAGCCUGGACUGGAUGGCAGGAGGGGCGAGGACGGAGUGCCUGGGUCUCCUGGGCCUUCCGGAUGCAAAGGUGACACAGGAGAAGCUGGCUGCCCUGGAGAACCAGGUCCUCCUGGUCCCCCUGGGGACCCUGGGCCCAAAGGGUCUGGCCCUGGAUAUCCCAGCAGCUUCCUCCUAGUUCUCCACAGUCAGACAGACCGAGAGCCUGCCUGCCCCGCAGGCAUGCCCCGCCUCUGGACUGGGUACAGCCUGCUGUGCCUGGAGGGACAGGAGAAAGCUCACAGCCAAGACCUUGGUCUGGCAGGAUCUUGCCUUCCCAUCUUUAGCACGCUGCCCUUCGCCUACUGCAACAUCCACCAAGCAUGCCACUAUGCCCGGAGAAAUGACAGGUCCUACUGGCUGGCCAGUGCGGCACCGCUCCCAAUGAGGCCGCUCUCAGAGGAGGAGAUCCGCCCCUACGUCAGCCGCUGUGCUGUGUGCGAGGCCCCAGCCCAGGCCGUGGCAGUGCACAGCCAGGACCAGUCCAUUCCCCCGUGUCCACGAACCUGGAGGAGCCUCUGGAUUGGCUACUCGUUUCUGAUGCACACAGGAGCUGGGGACCAAGGAGGAGGACAAGCCCUCAUGUCACCUGGCAGCUGCCUGGAAGAUUUCAGAGCAGCACCAUUCCUCGAGUGUCAAGGCCGCCAGGGAACUUGCCACUUUUUUGCAAACAAGUAUAGCUUCUGGCUGACAACGGUGAAACCAGACUUGCAGUUUUCUUCUGCCCCGUCACCAGACACCUUAAAAGAAAGCCAAGCCCAGCGCCAGAAAAUCAGCAGGUGCCAGGUCUGCGUGAAGUAUAGCUAAAGAACUUGAAAUGCGCCAGCGCAUGGCCAAGAGAAACUUGGUUAGGGCGCUAAGACCACCUAGGCUGUCCUAAGAGAUCUGAUGGUGCUCAUCUUGGACUCCCUUUCCCAGCUUUCCAUCGGUUCAUCAUGGCUAUUUCCACAGUCUUCUGUUCCUUAUAGACUAAGCAAGCACAACACCGACGGUUUUAUUUGGACUUACCAAUGCAGAUGAAUCUUAUUUACUGAGGGCGACAGAAGAGCUGGCCUUAUUUAAAAAUAUACUGAUUCACGGGAAGGCAAGUAGAUGGUAACGGCCAGAUUACAAAUUAUAUUACUGAAAACUUCAUUCAUUGUUUACCUCAAACAACCGAAGUUAAUUACUCCAAAAUACAAUGGGCUUUUGGAUGGAAGUUACAGGAAAGAAUGAACAGGUCAACAAAUGAAACUAGAAAGUGGAGACUGUCAACAUUUCAAAAUGAUUUCCUCUGUAAUCUAUUUUUCCAUGCACUUUAAAUAAUUGUAAAACCAUGACCCAAAGAGAUUUAUAAAAAGGAAAAAAAGAAUAUCGACACUGCUAGUGUUAAUGUUUCAGUUUCAAAGCAGAAUGAAUCAUUAUGCUAGGAAGGCCCCCGGUGGCUGUUUUCCAGAGAUGUGACAUUAGCAUAAACACAUCACAGAUGAAUAUAAAACAUUAUGUUCUCUUCUGCACUUUUCAGAGAAUAGAAAUGCCUACUUUGGCAAUCCUUUUGAAAAGCAGCAAUUAUGGAAAAAAAUAUAUUCAAUAAGGGAUUAAGAGCCUAAAAGCUAUUAAUGAAUAUUAAGGUAGUGAUUCACAAAAAUUGACUCCCCAUCACGGGGAACUUCCAGACAGACUGCUUUUUCCCAGUCGGGGUCCGGCGUGUCCUUGGUGCCUGCGUGCUAAUGGGACUGAAGCACCAUGGGGCUUACUCCAGCCGGCAUGUGGUUCAUACAAAGCAGUUCACUCCCCUCCCCCAGAGAACCCGUGGAGCUUCCUCGCAGCUCACAAUGGACCCUUUUCCUUCACACAUAUAAUGGCAGCUCACAUGGGGGAAUGACAGAGCUAUCAUUAUGCACUUGGGAGAAAAUUAAGGGCAACUUAAUUAAACUUAGGUAAGAAGAUUUAAGUCAUGGUCAGCCCACCAGGAAGACACGGCACAAUCUUUAGAUGAAACAAAGACAAUCUACAAUUUGAAUUUUAUUCUCUUUUGGUUGUUUAUUUUUCAGGAGCAUUCCAUUUUGCCAAUUUUAAAAAUAAAUUUUUAUCAGUAUUGUACCAAGACAGCAGUUUGACAUUUGGCAUUAGGUAUUUUCUGUAAAAGUUUAGAAGGUGUGUCGAUUUAUAAUGAGUAAGUUCUCUGGAUAGCAAACAAUCCUUUUCUAUGUUGCUAGGAAUUCAGUGGUCUCAUCCUAAAAAUCAAAAGGUUUGUUGGGAAAGAUUUGUAGGAAACUUGCCUUCCUCAUCUAAAAAGAAGGCAUUUUGGAAAAAACUAAAAAUUUCUCCUGCUUAGUUUCAGUGAGCUUGAGAAGAAAAGCUCAAUUAAGAUUUUGUUUAUCAGACUAUUUUUCCUUGCCAAACGUUGAUUAGUAAAUGAGCUCUUGAAAAACACAUUUCAAAUGGGGUAUGAGCUGCCUCUGGGAUGGCAAUUAAUUUUAAGAGUAUUUUCCAGUAAAAAUAAAAAUGUACAUGUUAAGAUGAAAUAUUUUCUUGAUGUAGCAGAAUAUUUCCUUGUUCAUUUAAUAUUUUUUAAACGGUGCUAUGGCAUGUUAAAUAUUUUUGAGCACCUGAAAUUUAAGUCAAUUUCAGCCUUGUUUGUAAUUAUAAUUCUCGUCCAAAAAAUGUAUCUAUCACCCAAAAUUCAGCCUCCUAAAAGUUCAUGCUAUUCAUUGGGAACUUAGUGUGAGAACACUUUCUGAGAAGUGGUAAGGAUGGUAAAUGGAACAUCAGAAACAUCUUGCUUGCUAAAUUGUUCUAGAUACUAACUUAGGCAUUAGAGUAUUACCUUAGUAAGUUUUGUAAGUAGAAAAUGUACUCCUCAUUGAGGCUGAGAUAGUAAAUAUCAGACUGUUCUCAAUGCUGGUAUCACAAGAGUUCUCUCAAAAUGCAGCACAAACAGUACCCUCUGAUUUUGAAAAAGUAAUUUAAGUGGUGAAAAAGGCAGAACGAUAGGAAAAAUAACUUCUUGGAAUAGAGGAACAUGUUAUCUUAAGCUAGUAUUUUCUUCACCUGGUGCUUUCAAUGUGUUUUAAAUCUCCUUUCUUGGCUGAGUGAGGUGGCUCUCAACUUUAAUCCUAGCAUUUGGGAAGGCUGAGGCUGGAGGAUUGCUUAAGGCCAGGAGUUUUAGGCUGCAGUGAGCCAUGAUGGUACAGCUGUACUCUAGCCUGGGCAACCGAAUAAGACUGUCUAAAAAUUAAAUAAAAUAAUAUAUCUUUUCUCUCUAAAGGUGAUGAACAAAGUCUCAACGUUGUUCUCCUAGAAACUUACUACUGGUGAUGAUCCUUUCCAAACCCUCCUUCCCAAGGCUCUCCCCGACCUUGUUGGUUGGUAUGCACCUAGAUGGCUCUUGCUGGAGGAGUGGGAUAUUCCCUUCUGGGUUUUUAUUCUCAGUUCGUGGAGCCCAUUCAUCCAGGCAGGCCCUUUCCUUCUGCUCCCACGCUCCCCACACUGACACUGAGUCCCCGCUUCUUGUGGACUGUGUGCCCUCCCAGCCUUAUGCACCUGCCCAACACCGCCUUUGUCUACCACCUCUACUCUGGCACUGGCAAUCUCCCUACUGAUGUCCACAGUUUCCAAUCCCAGUCAUCAGCUCAGAUCCACCAAACUUCAUUUUGUUAUCCACUGGAUCAAAAUCCUUCAGUGAUUCUACUGCCAUGAAGUCAUGACUUCACACAGGGUGAAGGGGCCAGUGGGAACUGUCUGAGCCUUACCACCAGGAGUACCUCUUGUCGUGAUGAACUGUGCAGUUCCACGAGCACUCCCAGUCCCUCCGUGACGUUGCCCCUGCCCUUUCUACCAGCAAUGUCCUCCUUCAGGUCAGUUUCCUUGGCAGACACCUUCUUUUCUUUAAAGACUGAGUUGGGUGUUGAGUUCUCCCGGGGAGACUCAGAUCCCCUGUUGCUGCUCCAAGUACAGUUAAUGGAGCUGUCCCCCUUCUCCCGUUUCCCACUGCUCCUCUGAUGUCUCGGCACACUUCCUUCAUUCCCUUGCCAAACUGUAAGCCUCUCAAGGGCAGGGACCAUGCUUUCCUCAUUUUUUGUUGUUGUUGUUGUUGUUUGUUUUUAUGUCCAAGGCCUCGUAGGAAGCUGAGCACAUCAUGGACACUGAAUUAUUUUUGUUAAUGACAAUUCCACAACCAUCUUGAGGCAUUUGGUGCUCAGUUCUGCAUAUAAGGUCUUCAUUGGUGAGAUGGGAAUAAGUAUAACCCAUUCCUUAUUUGAAAAUAUUUGAAUGUUCAACAUAUUAUUUGGGGGUGGGGAGUGAUAAGCUUUCAACUGGCUUUUCACUCCCCCACCCCUCCCAAAAUAGAUUCUUACUUUUCUAUAAACUGAAAUUUCAGAAAUGAUGAGACUUGAGAGAUUUGAUGGAUAGAUCCUUUGGUGUAAUGUGACAUGACUUAACUCAUGCUAUCAUAUGUCUCUCCUCAUAGUUUAAUGCCUUUGUAGGACAAAAUUACUUCUACAAAGUUUGUAUACAUGUUGUUGGUGUUUAGAAAAAUAGUCCAUGGAAUGGUCCACUACAAUUGAAUUUUAUCAAGGAUUUUAUUUUUGACCAGCCUGAGCAACAUAAUGAUGCCCUGUCUCUAUGGGAAAUUAAAAAAAAAAAAAAAAAGUAGCUGGGCCUGGUGGCAGGUGUGCUGCUAGUCCCGGCUGCUUGGGAGCAAAGCUCAGGAGUUCGAGGCUGCAGUGAGCUGUGAUUGUAAUACUGCACUCCAGCCUGGGCAACAGGGCAAGACCUGGUCUCAAAGAAAAAAAAAGAAAUUAAAUUGAACAUUUUAUUUUGAACCUCUUAUAAUAAAGCCAAUUGUUUUAUAUAUUCCAGGAAAUACUAGAUUUGUGUUUCUCUCACCUCAUUAAAAUAAUUUGGUAACUGGAGAGUCGGUUGAACCCAGGUUUGAAUCUGGUUCUAGCACUUUCCAGCUGUGUUACUCUGGGUGAGUUUUGCCAACUUCCUAAGUUUCAUUCCCUUUAUUUAUGAAAUAGGACAUAGCAUCUACUCUUGUGUCAACAAUUAAAUUAUCUGUCUAGAACAUAGCAGUCAUCAUACAUUUAUUACAGUCACAUCUUCUAUUUAAAAUAAACGAUUUGAUAUGAAAAAUAUUCCCUGAGUCUUUUACACAGUAGAAUUAUAUUAUGAUUCUCACAGGGUAUAUAAAUUACUGAUUAGAGUUAUUUAUAUGUGGCCAAUUCUUAAUGUCUUUGGGAAUGCUGUUUUAUUUCAAUUCUCAAAGUCACCGUACCACAAAAAUUAUCACAAUUUCCUGCAGUGACAUUAUCCGUUAAGUCCUGUAGGGAACAAACAAUUGACAUUAAAAAUCACUCCUUUGCAAUUGUCACUGUUAUUAUCUGCUAGAAACUCUGCAUAAUGCAUUUUAAACCACCAAGGCUGGCUGCCACAUACAUGUGAAAUGCUUGAAUUUUAUGGUGCUUAAAUAUUUAAUCACUCAUAGGAAAAAUGUGAAAUAUGUCCAAUAAAUUGCAUCCCUUUCUGUAACCUAUGGCUGUAAAGUUAAAGACCUUUAAAAAUUAUUGUUUAUUUACUAAAGUAAAAACUAGGGUCCACUUUUUGUGUUCUGCAUGCAGGGAUUUUUGACAAAUGUGUAAUGACAGGUACCCACCAUGACAGUAUCAUACAGAGGAAUUUCAUUCUCUUAUUCUCCACCUUCCAUCCACCCCCGCCUCCUGGCAACCAUUGAUCUUUCCACUGUCUCCAUAGUUUUACCUUCAGGAGGUCAUGUCGUUGGAACUACAUUAUGUCGCCUUUUCAGAUUGUAUUCUCUCACUUGGCAAUGUAUGUUUAAAGUCCCUCCAUGUAUUCUGUGCUUGUUAGCCAUUUCUGUUAGCGAUGAAUAAUAACCAUUGUUUUAUGCACCUACUGAAGGACAUGUCAGUUGUUUUCAAGUUUCAACAAUUACAAAUAAAGCUGCUGUAUGUAUUUGCGUGUGGGUUUUUGUAUGGACGUGAGUUUUGCAUUCAUUGUAAUACAUACCAAGAAGUGUGACUGUGGAUUGUACGGUAAAAGCAUGUUUAGUUUUGUAAGAAACUGCCUACUGUUUUCCAAAUUGGCUGUACCAUUUUGUAUUCCUACCAGCAAUGUCUUUGGCAACAUAUGACAUUGUCAGUGUUGUGGAAAGCUUACACGAGGAUGUAGAUUCUACGAGAAUGUGCAUACUUCUACCAUUUUGUUUACAGUAAUCAGGAGGAUGUAACCAGCCUCGACUGGCCUUAA
Nycticebus coucang (slow loris) is the source of this 10932-nucleotide messenger RNA. It is a transcript of the gene COL4A4, whose product is annotated as collagen type IV alpha 4 chain. Gene Ontology annotation, cellular component: collagen trimer. Bases 445 to 5487 code for a protein of 1680 amino acids. The record is from RefSeq and is a predicted model, not a curated record. Gene Ontology annotation, molecular function: extracellular matrix structural constituent. Lineage: Eukaryota; Metazoa; Chordata; Mammalia; Primates; Lorisidae. The transcript is spliced from 49 exons.